Cladophialophora psammophila CBS 110553 is the source of this 723-nucleotide messenger RNA. RefSeq lists its product as uncharacterized. Bases 1 to 723 code for a protein of 240 amino acids. The record is from RefSeq and is a predicted model, not a curated record. The transcript has a single exon. NCBI's taxonomy places the organism in Eukaryota, Fungi, Ascomycota, Eurotiomycetes, Chaetothyriales, Herpotrichiellaceae.
AUGGGUCACGGCGAAAUAGCGACCAGGGGGGUUGCCCAGAAAUUCAACGAGGGUAGAUAUAACUGCGCGGGUCAGCAUGUUAGAUCAACUGCCGGAGGGAGUGGUUUCAGUCAGGUUUUCUUGUCUUACAACCAUCUUCUUGCUUGGACUAUUAUCUUGAGCGACGUGCCUGGCCAUGCCACGUCUCAGGACGUCGAGGCGGCCAUCAAACUGGAAUAUGAUAAACCACGGCAGGUUAAGAUGGGGCCCAUUAGCCACGAAGCCUGUGGUCCGGAGGUCAGCGUUGAGGUCCGUUCGCGCCUGGAAAGAUAUGGUCCGAUUCAGAGCUUCUAUCUCGCGCCCGAAUCCACAGGGAAGCGUUUGAAAGCUACAGCUUGGUUACAGCAUGAAGCAGAAGCCAGAUCGGCAUGCUCGCUGGGCGGCCGGACACUUGAUAUUUCUAAUAAGCCGUUCGUCUGGUUACCAAUCCCCUCAGAUAAGAACCAUCUACAGGCCGCGAAAGUCAUUCGCGGUCAGACGGCAAGUCUGCAUCCGAGGAAAAUUGUCCCAUCUGCUUCUACGAGGCCGAUACCCGUAUCAGCGCUUCAAUUAAGCACAUCUACUGCCUUGAAUGCUUCGAGGGAUUCUCCAAAUCCACCGCGUCGACUAGCAGAGGCAGAUUCCAUAUCAAGUGCCGCGGGGACGAAGGGACUUUCUCAACUGUAUACAAUCUCCAGGGACUAA